Lingula anatina is the source of this 752-nucleotide messenger RNA. RefSeq lists its product as uncharacterized. NCBI's taxonomy places the organism in Eukaryota, Metazoa, Brachiopoda, Lingulata, Lingulida, Lingulidae. The record is from RefSeq and is a predicted model, not a curated record.
GGAAAUACGCUUCGAGUAUAUAAAAUCAUCCACGAAGGCUACAUUUUUUCAACCAAAUCCUUCACGCCGAUUCUGUUCACGGAAACAGUCAACAGCCGAUCGACAUGUCGCGCGUUUUGUUCCUAGUCUGUUUCUGCCUAAUUUUUGGCGGGGAACUGGCGUCUGCACGCAGAGGUGGCGGUCACCACGGUGGUCACAAGGGACACAGGGGCAGACCGGGACGAAUGUGUGACAGCACUGAAGAUAUCUGCCGUUACAUUAAUGUUACUGGGACUACCUUGACAAUUGACCAUAUUGGCUACACCACAGCCUGUCGUUGCUUUUCGUCGGAAGGUCCAGGAGAAAAUGGCCCUCCUGGAUGCGAGUGGUUGCCAGAGGGUGGUUUCCAUGGACACAGAGUGGAUCGAAUUGGCAGGUGUCAGGAUAUGGCUCAGGUAUGCUUGUAUAUUGACCAUAGACGUCAAGGCAAGAUAAUAACCUGGGAAAACAGUGCAACAUUUUCCUGCAAAUGCCAUUCUGCUGAAGGGCCGUCAGAAAACGGCCCAGUUGGUUGUAACUGGGAAGCACCAACCGGUCUUUUACUCCCCGAGGAUUGAGCCAAAAUCAGCACCACCCGCCGGUUUGUCAUCCUAAGGCAACGGUCUUCUGCUAGAGGAUAAGACAAGUGUAUAUUCUAAAUACGGUGCGCAAUUACAUGAAUGUGAAAAAUGCAAUUAUAUCCAAAAAGAAAAAUAAAGAUUGAUCACAGGCAA